AUGAUAGUUCGACAUGAGGAAGAGAUGAUAUGGGAGCCUGAGCAUGCUUCCAACAUACCGGUUCAUUACCUUGCGGUCGAUACCAAUGUCUUCAUAUCUCAUCUGAAUCUGAUACGGACCAUACAUACUCUACUCCUAGGGCUCAGACCGAGUCCGAUUAUAUUCUUAUUACCAUCCGUCGUGAUACAUGAAUUAGAUACCCUCAAAGCCUCUCGGGCACCUUCCGAGCCCGACUCGCCUAUAACACUUGGUCGACUCGUCCAAGCUGCCAAUACGUGGUUAUUGGAGGUGCAUCGAAAUAGGCGUAUGACGGGUAUAGGAGCUUUGAGAUGUCAAAGUCUGAAAGAACAGUGGGAUACCAAGAUCAAGGAUCAUGGCCAGAAUGAUGACCAGAUACUAGAUUGUUGUCUUCAUUUCGCAAAUCACGGUGCGAAAGUGACAUUGUGGACUAACGACAAGAACCUAAGUGUGAAGGCAGAAUCAAAUGAUAUACCAACGCUAGGAGCACAAAAUAUGACUCUAACCAAAUUCUUCAAAUCGAUAGAUGAGAUCUUCCCAGAAUCAUUAUGGAAAGAAGUCAAUCGUCUGAGGAUAUACGAUGGACCUUCUCAUGAUCAUAACAAUGGGAAUGGAGUGAGAGUAUCUGAUGAUGACAUGGAUAUGGACAUGGACAUGGAUCAUGAUUUGCAUGAGCCUAUCACUGAACAUCAGUCAAUUGGGACUAUAUCCCAAGAUGAUGAAGAAGAAGAAAGACGUUAUCCUUAUUUACUCCCUCAACCUACUUCCCCCUUGCCUCCUUCAUCAUACCAUCCCACAUCCUCAUCCCUUCCAGUCACACCUGUUUGGUCCAGACGGAAUCCCAACUCCUACCUUCCCUCGCCAACACCAACUCAAUCCCCCUCGCCCUCGCCAUUUCAGCAAAAUCGACAACCAACUUCGCCAAACUCCAUACCGAUGGAUCGACAUUCCUCAAGUUCUAAAUCCAGCUCGAAAUCGAUAUCGAUGAAAUCACGUUCUUCAGUAUCUCCGACAAAAUCAUCGACCUCAAGACCCUCAAUACCCUCAAGACAAUCUUCAGAUUCGACAUCGACAUCGACAACGACAUCGACAACGACAUCGAUACCAGUCAACCGAACACCAACCGGACCAUCCAGAAUCAUACGCACGUCACUCCAACUUUCCCUCCGUCCAUUCGUUAUAUCGCUCCUCCGCCAACAUCCUAACCCACCCCAUCCGCCCGACCAACCACUCGAAACUCAGCAGAUCCUAUCGACAUUAGCAGAUACAUUAAGUACGUUAGAUACCACCCUUCAACAGCUGGGUGAACCUCCUUCUUCGGAAAUAAGGAUAUCCCUUAUCCGAUCGAUAAGUGCCGUCAAGACUAUCAACAAUUAUAUAGAUAAUCAUACUGGUGUAGAUCUUAGGAGAUCCCUGGAGAAAGGAAAUAGAAGAAUAAGAUCAGGUGAGAUUGUAGAGUGUUUGGAGAAUUUGAGAAAGACGUUCAAGGAAUUGGGUUUGGGAGUGGAUACGGAUCAUGAAGGGUUGGAUGAUGUGAUUGAGGAUAUCAAGAAAUUAGAUUAG
Kwoniella botswanensis is the source of this 1581-nucleotide messenger RNA. RefSeq lists its product as uncharacterized. Bases 1 to 1581 code for a protein of 526 amino acids. The record is from RefSeq and is a predicted model, not a curated record. Gene Ontology annotation, cellular component: nucleus. The transcript is spliced from 6 exons. NCBI's taxonomy places the organism in Eukaryota, Fungi, Basidiomycota, Tremellomycetes, Tremellales, Cryptococcaceae.